AUGGUCGACCGCCUCAAGCAGCUGUCCUUCCAGGUCAGCGCCACGACACCGCCUCCUCAUCCUCUAGAUCCCUUGAGCGCAUCCGAAAUUGACACGGUUGUGGCCCUCAUUCGGGAAAAAUAUGCUCCAGUCAAUUUCAAUGCAGUGUCCUUGGACGAGCCUCGCAAAGCAGACAUGCUCGCGUGGCUUGCAAACCCGGAAAAUACCCCUCCCCCUGGCCGUCGGGCUGAUGUCGUCUGCAUUGCCCCGCAGGGAAAAGUGUACGAUGGAGUUGUUGAUUUGGACAAGAAAGAAGUCGUGGAAUGGAAGCACACGCCAGGCGUACAGCCCAUUAUCACGAUGGAAGAGCUCCAAGAUGUUGAGCAUAUCUGUCGUCAGGAUCCCAAAGUGAUUGAGCAGUGCGGAAUCCUGGGGAUUCCACCAGAAGACAUGAAUAAAGUAUACUGUGAUCCAUGGACAAUUGGCUACGACGAACGCUUCGGGAGUAAUGUCCGAUUACAACAGGCAUUGAUGUACUACCGUCCACACGUCGACGACUCGCAAUAUGGCUAUCCGCUUGACUUUUGCCCAAUUUUCAACGCUGAGACCAAGAGCAUCAUUCACAUUGACAUCCCUCCCGUGCGCCGGCCGCUCAACAAAGCCCCUCCAAACAACUAUCACGUCAAGUCUAUUGAAGAAUCAGGUGGAUACCGCACAGAUAUCAAGCCCAUUAACAUCACACAACCUGAGGGAGUAUCGUUUAAGAUGAAUGGUCGAGUCAUUGAUUGGCAAAAGUGGAAUAUCCACAUUGGAUUCAACUACCGCGAAGGCAUUGUCCUAAACAACAUUACAUUCAACGACAAGGGAAACGUGCGCCCUGUCAUGUACCGUUUGUCGUUGGCAGAGAUGGUAGUUCCGUAUGGAAACCCAGAGCACCCGCAUCAACGCAAACAUGCAUUUGACUUGGGAGAAUACGGUGGCGGGUACAUGACCAACAGCCUGUCGCUAGGUUGCGACUGCAAGGGUGCUAUCCAUUAUAUGGACGCCGCUUUUGUAAACCGAGCGGGCGCAAGCACCGUCAUCAAGAAUGCUAUCUGUAUUCAUGAAGAAGAUGCCGGGAUCCUAUUCAAACACACCGAUUUCCGUGAUGAUUCAACCAUUGUCACCCGUGCUCGAAAACUCGUCAUCUCCCAUAUCUUCACUGCAGCAAACUACGAGUACUGUGUGUACUGGAUAUUCCAUCAGGAUGGCACUAUCCAGCUUGACAUCAAGCUGACUGGUAUUCUCAACACAUAUUCGUUGAACCCUGGCGAGGAUACCCAUGGCUGGGGCACCGAAGUCUACCCUGGAGUUAAUGCCCACAACCACCAGCAUUUGUUUUGCUUGCGUAUCGAUCCGCAAAUCGAUGGACAGGAAAACACCAUCUUCCAAGUCGAUGCCGUGCGGGGACCCGGUGAAGUCGGCAGUGCCGAAAACAAAUACGGAAAUGCGUUUUAUGCUCAAAAGACCAAAUUCACAACUCCCGUCGAGGCCAUGUCGGAUUAUAAUGGAGAUACCAGCCGAACGUGGGAAAUUGCCAACACGAACAAGCUGAACCCGUACAGCAAGAAACCGGUAUGCUACAAGCUCGUCAGCCGCGAGGUUCCUAAACUGCUACCAAAGGAGGGAGGACUGGUGUGGAAGCGGGCUGGAUUCGCUCGCCAUGCGGUUCACGUCACAAAAUACGCCGACAGCCAACUCCAUCCGGCCGGCCGUCACGUCCCACAAACCUCGGGCGAACCUUCAAUGGGAUUGCCCAUGUGGAUUCAAGAAACGAGCACCGAGUCCAUUGACAACACCGAUGUCGUCCUAUGGCACACCUUUGGCCUCACACAUUUCCCUUCUCCCGAAGAUUUCCCUGUCAUGCCCGCCGAGCCCAUGACUGUGUUGCUGCGUCCAAGGAAUUUUUUCGAUCGUAAUCCGGCUCUGGACGUGCCGCCGAGUUACGCUCGCACUCCAUCACAGGUUGCUGCUGCUGCUGCGAAGUCUGGGUGUGGAUGUGAUCCGAAACCCAAGGGUGAUGGGAGCAGUGUGCUUGUCAAGUAG
Messenger RNA from Talaromyces rugulosus, 2064 nucleotides. RefSeq lists its product as uncharacterized. Gene Ontology annotation, biological process: amine metabolic process. NCBI's taxonomy places the organism in Eukaryota, Fungi, Ascomycota, Eurotiomycetes, Eurotiales, Trichocomaceae. The transcript has 3 exons. The coding region runs from base 1 to 2064 and encodes 687 amino acids. The record is from RefSeq and is a predicted model, not a curated record. Gene Ontology annotation, molecular function: quinone binding; copper ion binding; primary methylamine oxidase activity.